CCACGGCACUGGGCAACAUCGUCAACAAUAUAUGCAUCGGGGCCAUGUAUAGGGGUGCCACCGGAAUCAAUUUUACGCGACGUUCACUAGACUCUUCCACCCUCUAGUCAGUGAAGGACUGGACUCCUAGUCAACAGGGGCCUCUUCUGUCGGUCCUGGGACGGGCGGUACCGACCUGACGCCGACGUGCCGAUUGGCGGUGCUGCAGGUAAGCGCCGUCCAUUCAUGUUUCUCUGUCGACCCUCCUUCUGCUGUGUCCCAUCCCAGCGGCCCUCUUAUCGAUGGGUGCGCCCACUCACCGUCGACUCACCAUGAAUGAGUGGUGACUCAGACGGAGGCGUGGGAGUCGCCCAGUGCGUCACCUGGGGGCAUGUGGCGGUCGCGCUUUGACCGCAUGGCUGCUGUCGCGAACAGCUACUUAGCAGCAGGCCAGUAAGCGCUGUCGAUGCGCGAGGGCGAUGUCCAAUGAGCAGCAGAAGACGGACCAAAUAGCAGCGCGCCUUUACACGAAGCUCGCCCACGUCGUCAACCACGGACGCGCGACAGACGCCCGCCCCGGAAAGACAGACAAAUGGUUCAAUCUCGACCUCCCCGACUCUGAGGUCCUCACGCGCGAAGACCGCGAGCGCUACAAGGCCGUAUCUAUUCCCCCGCACCCCCCGCCACUCGAGCUCCAGGUCCUGCUCACCGUCCCGCCGGCGCCUAACCAGGCGCUUGUCUACGCCCCGCAAGAUGCACCGCGCGUCCGCGUCGAGCCCGCCCCGCGCGCGGUCGUCCUCGAGUCCUGGACGCUCACCUUCGUCCCCCGCGGCGAGCUCGACCCCGAUCUGCCCGCCGCGACGACGUACAAGCACGGCAUCUCGCUCUUCCGCAGCGUCUUCACGCUGCUGCGCCUCCUUCCCGCAUGGCGCCUCUGCAAGAAGCUGCGCAGGAGGGGCAACGGCCUCGCCGUCCAGCUGCGCGUCAAGCCCCCUGGUCCCGAGGCGCCCGGCAUGAGCGCCAGCGGCGCGUGGGAUGGUAUCAUGGGCAUGCAUAUGCCCCCCGCGCCCUCGUCCGCGCCCCUGCCCACCUCCACGCACACGUUCGCGCCCAUUCCCCACGCCGCCGGCCUCUUCUCCCUAUCAGCCACCUACCUCACCACCCCCGAAUUCUCGCUCGAGUCGCUCGAGAGCUUGCUCUCGUCGCGCUUCCUGUCCGAGGGCCCCGACUUUGUGCCCACGCUGCGCAAGAACCAGCAGCGCGACAGCGUCGUCGGCUCCUCUGGCUCGCUCGGCCUCGGUUCCACCCGCGCGCCACCCACGCGAUCACCACCGCGCGACAUUCCACUCUCGGGGCGCUCGCCGCCACAUACGAGCAGUCCGCUUGCAAGAUCGCCACCGCGACAGCCGGUGUCACUCCCGCGCUCACGCACGAGCUCGCUCGCAUCCGCGUCGGCGUCCGUGCGUUCGCAUGCGGCGGACCCGCCAUCCCUCGCAGCGCGCCUCCGCCGCGAGAGCGCCACCGGGCGCGCAAGCCCUGACGCGCCCUACACCUCACGCGCAGCCACCGCACCUGCACCCGACCUCAACACCUCGCCCCUGCCCAUCGGCACAGCGCCGACGCGGCCGAGCAUCAAUCCCUUCAAGUCGGGCACCGUCAGCGAGAGCCUCGGGGGCGGCACUGGCAGUCUGGGCGGCGUCGCAGGCAGCCUCGGCAACUCGCCAGGUCUCGCAUCGCGCCGGCAGGCUCCUAUGUCCUCCAAGCCCUUCCCUCCAGCGCAAUUCCCGCCUUCGCCCAGCGCAUCGACGCGCGGGCCGCCGAGUCCUUCGCUGCGCGGAACGUCGAGUCCCUUCCCGAGCCCUUCUCUCCGGCCCGCGCCAAGUCCGCCGGGGAGCCGCCCGGCAUCCCCCCUUGAGCGGGAACGUCGCAUCUCAGAGCUCGGUGCGCCCGAGCCCAGGCCCGUGGCGACCCGCAAGCGCUAUUCAAGCUCGUUCGGCCACCGGUACGAAGCCGCGGGAAGCGUCGGCAGUGGCCGCGGCGUGGGUGUGCCCAGCAGCUUUGGGAGUGCAAGGCCAGGAAGCAUCGGCAGCGGGCAGCCAGGCAGCGCAGGAAGCGGACUGGGGCGGGCGGGAAGUACGGGGAGCGGGCCUGGGAAGCCGGGGAGCUACGGUAGUGGUCCGGGACCCAGUCGCCCAGGGAGCGUGGGGAGCGCAGCGCAGGUCCCGCCGGCUCAGCUGCCGCCGCCGGGCUCGUCGUUCCUCAGCACGACGACGGACGACGACGAGAUCUCGGCGUUUGUGCAGGAUAUCGACAGGAGGAAGCCAUUGCAAGCAAGGCCUCCGCCUGCGAGGGGAGGGGAGGAGGAGCGGGACAAGCGCUCGCCGCCAAAGCGAAACCCACUGCGCGAGGAGCGAACGAUUACACCUGAAGACAUACGCCGCUCAUCACCGAGCACGUCGGAUGCUCGCCCGCCUCCUUCACAUCGGCGGUCCCUCACCGCACAAGCACCUCGCCCGCCAGCGCCUGAAGAAGGGCCUGAGAUGGCGCGUUCCCCACCCGGUCGCGUGCUCGCAACAGAAGACGAAGUCGACGCUCGCCUCCGUGCGAUGAGCGAUCAGUUUGCAGAGAGCCUACGCGGGCUAGGCAGCCGCCGGCGCGCCGUACCUGCUGGGAGUGGGGGGAACAGCGCUGGUGGGAGCGGACCUGGCAGCAGCGCGGCGAGCAGGCUCGCUGAGGAAGGCGGGACGGGGAGCCAAGGCUCGGAGGAAGUCAUCGGCCGCCUCGAGCUCGAGGGACAAGGCGAGGGUGGUGCGAGUCCCGGGCAGCUGGGCUUCCGCCGUGGGGGCGCACGGCCGCCGCGCUGAAGGUGGGAAGCACUACAAGGUUCGUGAGGAGGAGGCGAAGCAUCUUUUCUUAUGGAUUCACGACCGGACCCGACUGGACUGCGCGCGUUUAUGUGUAUACUGUCCACCCCUCAUGCGUAAUCCUCUGUACACAUACGUUCUACAUACAUUUCUCUCUCUCUGUCUCCGUCCCGUAGCUUGCUAUCUAUGCCUGGGUGAUGCCUAGAUGUGACCGGUUUCUGCAGCGUACUUAUUCAUACAUUUGUAGCAUUUGUGAAUGGAAUGGCUUGCUUGAUAUAUUUUCUGUUCUGAUGCGUGCAGAGUAGACGUCAGCCGUCCAGAGUAGCAGUCACUCAGUAGUCGAUAGGCAAUCUCACUGGCUGUGACGAAGAUUCGAACUUACGGGACAAUAGCACGUGCACUAAGUUACUGAAGGAGAGAUUUGAU
Messenger RNA from Schizophyllum commune H4-8, 3269 nucleotides. RefSeq lists its product as uncharacterized. The transcript has 3 exons. The record is from RefSeq and is a predicted model, not a curated record. The coding region runs from base 459 to 2843 and encodes 794 amino acids. Lineage: Eukaryota; Fungi; Basidiomycota; Agaricomycetes; Agaricales; Schizophyllaceae. Gene Ontology annotation, cellular component: Atg1/ULK1 kinase complex; phagophore assembly site; extrinsic component of membrane. Gene Ontology annotation, biological process: autophagosome assembly; protein localization to phagophore assembly site; mitophagy.